Acytostelium subglobosum LB1 is the source of this 291-nucleotide messenger RNA. RefSeq lists its product as hypothetical. The transcript has a single exon. The record is from RefSeq and is a predicted model, not a curated record. Bases 1 to 291 code for a protein of 96 amino acids. Lineage: Eukaryota; Evosea; Eumycetozoa; Acytosteliales; Acytosteliaceae.
AUGGCAAUGGUAACAUUGUCCUCUGGUGGCGGAGAGGGUGGUGGUUGUUGUUUCGUCUUCAGUCUUGUAGUGGAUGCGGCCGUCUUUGUAUUCAAUGUGUUUGUCUUUAUCGGUGUCUGUGUCUGUGUCUUUGUCGUCUUUGUAGUCGUAGACGUUGUCUUUGUUUUUGUCGGUGUCGUUGAUGGUGAUGGAGUACUCAACAGUUUGCUACUUCGCCUUGUCCUCAUUGUUGUUUGUUGUUGUGUUUCACAGUCAUUCUCAUCUAUUAUUAUAUAUCCACCUCCUACAUGA